GACGGAUGGAGGUGGAGGAAAAGGAAGAGGAGUGGCGGGAGGAAGAGGAGGGGCAGCAGCAGCCGCAGGCGGUUCCCCUGCUCAGGCCGCAGCUGCUCCGGCUCCGGCAGCAUUGCCCCCCCCGGAACCCGCAGCAUUUCCCAUUGGCAAACCUCGGCCCGGUGGAGGAGGAGGAGGGCGCCGCGAGGAAGAGGAAGAUGUCCCGGGAGCCGCAGGCAGGCAUGGAGUUGAGCACGGAGCCCAGGGAGGACAAAUCCCCGCAGCAGCAGCCGGAGGGAGAGGCCGCUGUGAGCGGCUCCACGGCGCAGGAACGCAACGGGGAGGAAAAGCCGCGGAGAUUCCGCACAGGGAGGGGUUGCAAACGCAGAUCUCGGGGCUCCGAGCAGGAAAGAUCCACUCCGGGCCAGGGAGGCAGCCGCAGCUCGGAGCUGGGGGUCCCUGAGCAGCCCCAGGAUGGGGGGAAGCAUUACAAGUGCUUGGAAUGUGAGAAGAGCUUCAGGUGGAGAUCCCACCUGAUCAAACAGCAAAGAAGCCACAAUGAGGAGAGGCCCUACGAGUGUGACCAAUGCAAGAAGAGGUUUCCAACGAGCUCCCAUCUCGUUGUGCACCACCAGAUUCACACGGAUGAGAGGCCCUUCCGCUGCCCCGACUGUGGGAUGGGCUUCAGGCAUAACUCCACCCUCAUCAGACACCGGCGCAUCCACACCGGGGAGAGGCCCUACGAGUGUGGGGAGUGUGGGAAGAGUUUCACCCAGAGCUCCCACCUGAUCAGUCACCAGAGCAGCCACACCGGGGAGAGGCCCUACGAGUGUGGGGAGUGUGCAAAGGGCUUCAGGUCAAGCUUCGAACUGAUCAACCACCAGAGGAGCCACACAGGGGAGAGACCCUAUGAGUGUGACCAAUGCAGGAAGAGGUUUCAGACCAGCUCCAGUCUCCUCAGGCACCAGCGGAUUCACACGGAUGAGAGGCCCUUCCGCUGCCCCGACUGCAGGAAGGGCUUCACACAAAACUCCAACCUCAACAACCACCGGCGCAUCCACGCGGGGGAACGGCCUUACGAGUGUGGAGAGUGUGGGAAGAGCUUCUCGAGGAGCUCAGCAUUGACCAAACACCAACGGAGCCACCACUGAGGAAAGCCCUGGAAGUGCCCCGAGUGUGGGAAGAGUUUUGUGCGCUGCUCCAGCUCCAUCCCCCAUGGGAGGCGCGCGUCUUCUGUGUCGUCACCGGUCUCCGGGCAGAUCCCGGCGCAGGGCGGGGAACGCAGAAGCGAAAGUGCCCGAGGGAGCGCGGGCGGAGGGCCGGGCGGAAUUCCAGGGAAUUCCCCGGGACCCUCCUCGGCCACGCACUGCGGGACGCCCGCGCCGGGCUGUGCUCAACUCCCGAGGCCUGUGCUCAAAGCCAGCCUGGAACCCGCUGCCUCCGGCCCAAAGCCCAGCAAGCACCGCCAGCCGCCGAUCCAUUUUCUCCUGCGGCUGCGGCUCCCGGCCCCGGCGGAGCAGGACUGGGCGCUGGGACUGCCAUCCCUGAUUGCCAGUCUCCUGCUCUCGCUCUCGGAGACCGAGCCCCAGCCCCGGCAGACGAAGCCCAAGACGAAGCCCCCGAGCCCCGGCAGCGUCUUGGAGGGGCGGUGUCACCGUGUCCCUCAGGAUGUUCCUGUGGCUGCUUCUGGUGCCGAGCGCCUGCGCCCGUCCCGGCACAGACCUCGGUCGGGCGCUGUUUGCUCCCAGUUCCCUCCCAGUGCUCCCAGUAAAAGAGAAUCUGGGACGGAAAGCGCUCCCAAUUCCUUCCUGCUGGUCUCAGGAUCGCUCCCGGUGCCGCGCACGGCGGGCCACUUUAGAACACCCCCAGGGCAGAGCGCGGCUGCUUUUGGGUGUCGGCACUGCCCGGAGCGUGCUGGGAGCGGAGUAAGAGCGGGAGGAAGAGGAAAGGCAGGAGCGGCAGGAACAGGAGGAGCCGCAAAAGGAGGGACAGAGGAAAAGAAAGAGGAGGAGCGGGAGGAAGAGGAAGAGGAGGAGCAGCACAAGCAGCAGCACGCGGUUCCCCCGCCAGCCCGCUCAGGCCGCCGCUCCCCCCGCUCUGGCAGAAUCGCCCCUCCAGGAAUCCGCAGCAGGAUUUCCCUUGGUCCGCAAGAGGAGGAGGAGGAGGCCAGGAGGAAGAGGAAGAUGUCCCGGGAGCCGCAGGCAGACAUGGAACUGAGCACGGAGCCCAGAGAAGACAAAUCCCGACAGCAGGACCUCAUGGAAGAGGCCGCUGUGAGCGGCUCCAGGGUGCAGGAAUCCAAUGGGAAGGAAAAGCCUCGGAGAUCCCGCACAAGGACGAGCUGCAAACGCAGAUCUCGGGGAUCUGAGGAGGAAAGAUCUACUCUGGGCAGGGGAGGUGGCCGGAGCUCAGAGCUGAGGGCCCCUGACAAGUCCCAGGAUGGGGAGAAGCCCCACAAGUGCUCAAUAUGCGAGAAGAGCUUCAGGUGGAGAUCCGACCUGAUCAAACACCAGAGGAUCCACACGGGGGAACGGCCCUAUGAGUGUGGGGAGUGUGGGAAGAGAUUCAGUUUUAGCUCCAGCCUAAGUGUCCACCAGAGGAUCCACACCAAGGAGAAGCCCUACGAGUGUGACCAGUGCAAGAAGAGGUUUACCGCCAGCUCCCAUCUCCUCGUGCACCGGCGGAUUCACAGAGAUGAGAAGCCCUUCCACUGCCAUGACUGUGGGAUGGACUUCAGGGACAGCUCUGCCCUCAGCAAGCACCGGCGCAUCCACACUGGGGAGAAGCCCUACGAGUGUCCCCAGUGUGGGAAGACCUUCAGACACAGCCCCCACCUAAUUAUCCACCAGAGGAGUCACACAGGGGAACGGCCCUACAAUUGUGAGGAGUGUGGGAAGAGCUUCAGCCAGAGACCUGACCUGACCCGCCACCAGAGAAGCCACACCAGGGAGAGGCCGUAUGAGUGUGACCAAUGCAGGAAGAGGUUUCAGACCAGCUCAAAUCUCCUCAAGCACCAGCGGACUCACACGGAUGAGAGGCCCUUCCGCUGCCCUGACUGUGGGAUGGGCUUCCAGCGGAACUCCCACCUCACCAGGCACCGGCGCAUCCACACCGGGGAGAGGCCCUACGAGUGUCCCGACUGUGGGAAGAGCUUCAACGAUAGCUCUGCCUUGAUCGUCCACCAGAGGAGUCACACAGGGGAACGGCCCUACAAGUGUGAGGAGUGUGGGAAGAGCUUCAACCAGAGCCCCCACCUAAUUAUCCACCAGAGGAGCCACACAGGGGAGAGGCCCUACGAGUGUGACCAAUGCAAGAAGAGGUUUCAGAGCAGCUCAAGUCUCCUCAAGCACCAGCGGAUUCACACAGAUGAGAGGCCCUUCCGCUGCCCCGUCUGUGGGAAGGGCUUCAAGUACAACUCCCACCUCGUCACCCACCAGCGCAUCCACACCGGGGAGAGGCCCUACGAGUGUCCCCAGUGUGGGAAAAGGUUUUCCAAGAGCUCUCACUUGACCCAACACCAACGGAGCCAACACUGAGGGAAGCCCUGCGAGUGCCCCCAGUGUGGAAAGAGCUUCAUUCGCUGCUCCAGCUCAAUCGCCCAUGGGAGGAUCUACACUUCCUGUCCCCAUUCUCUGGCCCACUCCCAGUCCCGGUCCCCAUACCCGAUCGUGUCCCGCAUUCCCGGUGCCAGAGCCCAUUCGCGCUCCCAUUCCCGAUCCCUGUCCCCAUUGCUGCCACGAUUCCCAGUCCCCGUCCCCAAUUCCCGGUCGCAUUCGCGGUUGUUGCCCACAUUCCCGGCUCCAGUCCCGUAUUUCCGGUCCCAUUCUUGGUCUCGGUCCCGUACUACCGCCCUCUGUCCGGAUUCCCGGUCCCCACUGCCAGUCCCUGCCACCAUUCCUGUCCCCAUUCCCGCUCCCCGUCCGCUCGCACCGGACGCCGCCGCCAUCGCUCCGGCCCUGCCCGGGCCCUCACCGGCCCGAAGAAACCCCGCGCCUCUCCCGCCCACCAAUCACAGCGCGCGGUGGCUCCUCGAUUUGCAUAACCACGCCCUCUGUCUUGGCCCCGCCCAGCGCCGGCUGCAGCCGCGUCCGGGCGCUGUUUGCUCCCAGUUCCCUCCCAGUGCUCCAAGUAAGAGCCAGACUGGGAGGGAAAGCGCUCCCAGAUCCUUCUCGCUUCUCUCAGGAUCGCUCCCGGCGCUCUCAGUAUCGCUCUCAGUGCCGCGCGUGGCGCAGUCGCUUUGGAAUUCUCCCCAGGACAGACCGCGGCUGCUUUUGGGUGUCGGCACCCCCCGGUCUGAGCUUAAAGAGAAGGAGGAGCGGGAGGAGGAGGAGAAGGAAAAGGAAAGGGAGAAGCGGGAGGAAGAGGAGGAGCAUGAACAGGAUCGACAAAGGAGGCGGAAGAGGAAGAGGAGGAGCGGGAGGAGCAGCAGCAGCAGCAGCAAGAGCCCGCGGUUCCCUCGGCUGCCCCCUCAGGCCGCCGCUCCCCCGGCUCCCGCAGCAUCGCCGCCCCGGAACCCGCAGGAUUUCAUAUUCCCAGACCUUGGCUCGAUGAAGGAGGAGGGGGCCGCGAGGAAGAGGAAGACGUCCCGGGAGCCGCAGGCAGACACGGAGCUGAGCACCGAGGCCAGCGAGGACAAAUCCCCGCGGCAGAACCUCAUGGAAGAGGCCGUUGUGAGCGGCCCCACAACGCAGGAAUUGAAUGGGGAGGAAAGUCCCCGGAGAUCCCGCACAAGGAGGGGCUGCAAACGCAGAUCUCGAGCAUCUGAGGAGGAAAGAUCUACCCUGGGCCGCGGAGGUGGCCGGAGCUCGGAGCUGGAGGUCCCUGAGCAGCUGCAGGAUGGGGAGAAGCCCCACAAGUGCUCAAAAUGUGGGAAGAGCUUCAGCCAGAGAUCCUACCUGAUCAAACACCAGGUCAGCCACACUCUGGAGAUGCCCUUUGAGUGUGAUAAAUGUAGGAAGAGGUUUCAGACCAGCUCCAGUCUCCUCCAGCAUCGGCGGAUUCACACAGAUGAGAGGCCGUUUGUCUGCCCCGACUGCAGGAUGGGCUUCAAGCACAACUCUGCCCUCAUCACCCACCGGCGCAUCCACACCGGGGAGAGGCCCUACGAGUGUCCCCAGUGUGGGCAGAGCUUCACCCAGAGCUCCACCCUGACUGCCCACCGGAGGAGCCACACAGGGGAACGGCCCUAUGAGUGUGUGGAGUGUGGGAAGAGCUUCAGCCGGAGCUCCACCCUGAUUGCCCACCAGAGGAGCCACACCGGGGAGGGUCUCUACGAGUGUGAGCAGUGUCUGAAGACCUUCAGCCGAAGCUACCACCUGAUACGCCACCAAGCGAGCCACAAGGGGGAACGGCCCUACGAGUGUGGGGAGUGUGGGAAGAGUUUUAUUCACAACUCCAAUCUGAUCCUUCACGAGAGAAUCCACACAGAGGAGAGGCCCUUCAAGUGUGGGGAGUGUGGGAAGAGCUUCAGCCAGAGCUCCCACUUUACUGUCCACCAGAGGAGCCACACAGGGGAGAGACCCUACGAGUGUGACCAAUGCAAGAAGAGGUUUCCAACCAGCUCUGAUCUCCUCAAGCACCAGCGGAUUCACACGGAUGAGAGGCCCUUCCGCUGCCCUGACUGCGGGAAGGGCUUCAAGCGAAACUCCAACCUCGUCAGCCACCGGCGCACCCACACUGGGGAGAAGCCCUAUAAGUGUGAGCAGUGUGGGAAGAGCUUCUCCAGCAGCUCAACCUUGACCAAACACCAACAGAGCCAGCACUGAGGGAAGCCCUGCGAGUGCCCAAGUGUGGGAAGAGCUUCGUGCGCUGCUCCAGCUCCAUCCCCCAUGGGAGGAUCCCCCCUGGAUGAUCCCCAGGGACCCCUGGUGGGCAGAGCCCUGGUGAUUCCUGGUGCUGGUGAUCCGUGUGGGGAAGACACCUGGAUGAGGGCUCUACAUCCUCCUGGGUCCCAGUGACCUGGAUUCUCUUUUCAUUUCUCUUUGUCCUUUCAAAACACCCAAAUUCAAGGUAAAAAUAAAGAUGUUCAACAAAGACGUA
Molecule: messenger RNA, 6018 nt
Organism: Prinia subflava (tawny-flanked prinia)
Lineage: Eukaryota; Metazoa; Chordata; Aves; Passeriformes; Cisticolidae
Exons: 12
Biological process (GO): regulation of transcription by RNA polymerase II
Cellular component (GO): nucleoplasm
Molecular function (GO): DNA-binding transcription repressor activity, RNA polymerase II-specific; RNA polymerase II cis-regulatory region sequence-specific DNA binding
Source: RefSeq, a predicted model, not a curated record